AUGCUUGCUCGCGGUGUACGAAAUGUUAUUUAUAAUUAUACCGAAGCUCAGCGUAAAGUUCGGUCGGCGACAUCGAACGAUGCUUGGGGACCAUCGCCAGCAUUGAUGCAUGAAAUAGCUGACUUAACCGAUAACGUUGUUGCCUACGCUGAAAUUAUGCCAAUUAUCUGGAAGCGUUUAAACGAUCACGGCAAAAACUGGCGACAUGUCUACAAAUCCUUAGUCUUACUUGAUCAUCUGAUAAAAUAUGGCAACGAACGUGUUAGUCAACAAUGUAAAGAGAAUAUCUUUGCCAUCCAAACUUUGAAAGAUUUUCAAUAUGUCGAAGAACAAAAAGAUCAAGGGUAUAAUGUUCGUGAAAAAGCCAAACAGUUGGUUGCCUUACUCAAAGAUGAUGAACGUUUACGUAACGAACGUCGCAAAGCGCAAGAAGCGCGUGAACGUUUUUCAAGACAAGCAAUGGGAAUGGAUUCAAGUGGUGCUGUCACAUAUGCCCGUCCAGCCAAUUCAACAUCGAUGCGGCGCAACAGUGCCGAAGGCGGAGAUAGCUUUGGUAUGACGUCAUAUCCGUAUACAACUAAUUCGAUUGCACAUCGUUCGUCAUCAUUUAAUGAUAACCUACAUGCUGCAGCCGGAAAAGAUUUCGUACAACCAGCAAAUCAAGAGGAAGAACAACUGCAAAUGCAAAUCGCUUUAGCAGAAUCUCAACGUGAAGCUGAAGACCAAGAAAGACGCCGUCGUAACGAUGACUUGAAACUUAAAAUUGCCUUAGAACGAUCUGUCAAUGAAGGUUCACCUGAUGCUCUUCAUACACAAGGCUUUGAUUUCAAUACUAAUUCAAAUCUUUUCGAUGCGAAUCAUCAUCAAGAUCCCUAUGCGUCAGCAACAACGACAAGUAUGGGUUGGAAUCCACCUAAUAAUCGACCAUCGACUCAUCUCGGUUUUACCACAUCUACAAAUGAUCCAUGGUCAUCAGAACCAAGUGGUCGUACUUCUGCAAACACAACAACAACAGCAGCAGCGGCAGCAAUGAGCGAUCCAUGGCAAUCAGGAACGUCAACUUCCGACACUCAUGCUAAUCCGUGGGGCGAUAAUAAUCAUAAAAGUAACAAUAAUAGUACAGGUCUUUCCGUUAAUAUUGCUGAUCCAUGGGGUGUUGGUGCCAAUGGCCUUCACAAGCCAUCAGCAGCAGCAACAACUACCACCACGUCUCCACCGUCCACUACUUCAAAAACAAUUGAUAAUGAAUUAAGUGAAUUUUUUGGAGCGAGCGCAAAUAUUGCCACGAAUACCAAUGGGCAACAACAAGCAUCAUCGAAUCCAUGGAAUAUGCCAUCAACAACAUUUCCACCGACUACUGCUACCAGCAGCACGCUAAAUGAUAACAAUAAUAAUCUAUCAGGUUCGAUUUCUCCACCGAAUGUUGGCUUACCUGCAGGUGGCAGCAUGCUAUAUCCAACUAUUGCUGGCAGCAAUAGCAAUUCCAAUUCAACUAAUCCAAGUCCAUUUCCGCCAAAUAUUUCCGCGUCGCGCAAAACACCAGAAAGUUUCCUUGGCGAAAAUUUUAGUAAUUUAGUUAAUCUCGAUAAACUCGUUACAGAUCCAAAAAGUACUAAUCCAUUUGGCUCAACUGCUCCUCGAGCACCCAAUCCAUUUGCGAAUACGAUGAAACCGCCAACACUUGAACAACUCAGUUCGUCGAAUAACGUGGGUUUCACAACAGGCUCAACAUUACCACCACCACUUAUUCCUUCAUCAUUCAAUAAUACCACCACAUCAUCAAUCAAUUCAAGCAAUCCAUUUAUGUGA
Molecule: messenger RNA, 1809 nt
Organism: Adineta ricciae
Lineage: Eukaryota; Metazoa; Rotifera; Eurotatoria; Adinetida; Adinetidae
Source: the annotation of a GenBank genome assembly